Messenger RNA from Drosophila obscura, 2584 nucleotides. It is a transcript of the gene DIP-beta, whose product is annotated as neurotrimin. Gene Ontology annotation, cellular component: neuron projection. The record is from RefSeq and is a predicted model, not a curated record. The coding region runs from base 427 to 2154 and encodes 575 amino acids. Lineage: Eukaryota; Metazoa; Arthropoda; Insecta; Diptera; Drosophilidae. The transcript has 10 exons.
UUCCUAGCGCGUCGGUUUGCUUCAGUCCUCAGAACGCAACUCCCAACUCUGAAUCGUGUUCGUUCCCCGCUUACCGUUACAAAAUCUUUUUGAAAACAGUUUUCCAACGGCCGCAGAAAUACGCAAAACGCAAAGCGCAAAGCGCAAAAAGCGACUCAAAUCAAAUCAAAUAAAAGAAGAAACGAAUAAUUUUAAAUAGUGCAAACCACUUCGAGUAAACCCAAAUAAAGAGAAUUAUCUCAGAGUUACGAGUAUUUCAAAUAUUGCCGAUUUUGUUGUUGUUAAGUGUUUUUGAAAAACCCGAUUGUUUUUGCAUAUUUUUUUCGAGUGUUGGCAGGUGUUUGAAAUCGGCUUGUGAACCGGCACAGCAUAUUCAGCCAGAUAGUCUAUGAAUAAAGUCAUGCCAGUAGGAACUACGUCAGUCUUAUGAUGGCGAUUCUGGUAGUCAAGAAAAUCAGCGAACUCAUCGUCGAUUCCCGAAGCUGCAAGCUGAACGUUGAACGGUGUCCCACUCAGACAUUCACAUCGAGCAAUCCCUCGCAACUGAAUCAAACCAAGCUGGCGCAGCUGCAGAUAGGAAAAGCAGGAGGAUUCGGAGGAGGAAUCGGAGCUCGAGGAGGGCCGAGAGGCCAUUGGCUAUCGCUUUUGGUGCUGAUGCUGUGCAAUUGCGUUGAUUUUACCGUUUCAAACCAAAUCUCCUCAGUGGGCGCCUUCGAGCCGGACUUUGUCAUCCCGCUGGAGAACGUGACCAUCGCCCAGGGCCGGGACGCGACAUUCACGUGCGUGGUGAACAAUCUGGGUGGUCAUCGGGUGAGUGGUGACGGUGCGACAGUCCCCGCCAAGGUUGCCUGGAUUAAGGCCGAUGCCAAGGCAAUUCUGGCCAUACACGAGCACGUGAUAACCAACAAUGAUCGAUUAACGGUGCAGCACAACGACUACAACACAUGGACUCUCAACAUACGCAGCGUCAAAAUGGAAGAUUCCGGCAAAUACAUGUGUCAGGUCAACACAGAUCCCAUGAAGAUGCAGACAGCCACCCUGGAGGUGGUCAUACCACCGGACAUUAUCAACGAGGAAACCUCUGGCGACCUGAUGGUACCCGAGGGCGGUGCGGCCAAGCUCGUGUGCCGGGCCCGCGGGCAUCCAAAGCCGCGGAUCACCUGGCGCCGUGAGGACGGACGCGAGAUUAUAGCACGGCACGCCGGGCACCAGAAGACCAAGGCCCCGUCCGUCGAAGGCGAAAUGCUGACGCUCUCCAAAGUCACGCGAUCGGAAAUGGGCGCCUACAUGUGCAUCGCCUCGAACGGAGUGCCGCCAUCGGUGAGCAAACGGAUGAAGCUACAGGUGCACUUUCAUCCGCUGGUUCAAGUGCCAAAUCAAUUGGUCGGCGCCCCGGUCCUAACGGAUGUCACAUUAAUUUGCAAUGUCGAGGCAUCGCCAAAGGCCAUCAAUUACUGGCAGCGCGAGAAUGGCGAAAUGAUUAUUGCCGGCGAUCGUUAUGCCCUCACCGAGAAGGAGCACAACAUGUACUCCAUGGAGAUGGUGCUGCACAUUAAGCGGCUGCAGUCGAGCGAUUUCGGAGGCUACAAGUGCAUCUCCAAGAACAGCAUCGGGGACACCGAAGGCACCAUUCGACUAUACGAAAUGGAACGUCCCGGCAGGAAGCAGAUGCGCGAUGACGAUAUCAACGAAGUAACGCGGCACGAGGUGGAGAACCGGCACAAGGAGAACAGGCACGAGGAGGGCUCACGCAACCAGAACGGGCGUCUGUACAAGGACCGCACCCAGGAGCCGGAGCUGGGCAGCUCAGCAGACUCGACCCGCGUCCCAGCAGCCUCGCAGCGUACAAUACAGCUAAUCAAGACAUUUAUAUUAGCCCUAUUGGUAUUAUUAGCCACGACAGCGACAGGGACAGCAGAGGCGGUGGCACCAACAACCACAACGGCGGCGGCAACAAUGUUUUUUUACACAAAGGGCGCCAGACAAAAGGACACAAAGGAAACGAAUUUGAGACUUGAGCUGAAUGGGGCUGGGGACGCGGAGCACGAGUUCUGCGAGAGAUCAGCGACGACGACCAGAGCCGGAGCCGGGGCCGGGCCAAAUGGCAUCGGCUGGAGCGUGGAAGGAUUAAACCGAACACCGGCAACAAAGUAAGAUUAUUAUAGCUUAAUUCAAUUGUAAUUAUACAAAACGCGAUUAUGGGGGCCCAGGGAAGGAGCUAGUUCACCUCCGCUCCAACUCUCUUUCUCUCUCUCUCUCUCUCUCUGUUGUUGCCACCCUCUCUGUUCGCUCGUGGUUUCCACACGAGACUGGAAAGUCGGAGCAUAAAUCAUCGACCUAAUCAUCUUGCUAAUUACAAAGGGAGGGAGGGGGAGACAGACAGAGACAGAGGGAGAGAAAAAGAAAAGGAGCAGGCCAAAUUGAAUGAAUAUUAAAUCAAAAGCAAGUGGAAAAACUAAAGUUUCGUAGUUAAGUGGAAAAGAAAAUGCGUUUAAAUGUUACCUCGUUAGUGGAAAAUGAAAAAAAAGAAAGAGAACAAAAACGAAAAAUAGAAAAAGAGAAAAAGAGAAAAAUCAACUACAUA